Molecule: messenger RNA, 1671 nt
Organism: Colletotrichum truncatum
Lineage: Eukaryota; Fungi; Ascomycota; Sordariomycetes; Glomerellales; Glomerellaceae
Product: major facilitator superfamily transporter
Biological process (GO): transmembrane transport
Cellular component (GO): plasma membrane
Molecular function (GO): transmembrane transporter activity
Source: RefSeq, a predicted model, not a curated record
AUGGGAAAAGAACCUAACCAGAUCAUAGAGAUGUACCAGCCCAGGGAGACAACAAAGAUUUCGGGCACGGAUCCGAACACGGAGGGAGUCACAAACCAGAACAUGCCCGAGCAAACGGGCGGCAACGUCGACGACCACAAGCUCGCCCCAGCACUACUGGGCCCCGUGACAGACGGUGCCUCCUCCGGCGAUGAUGCCUCCCCCGACGAAACCGACGUCAUGGCCACAUACAGCUGCUUCGCACCAAGCCAGCGCAUUAUCAUCAUCGCCUUUGCCAGCACCAUCGGCAUGCUGAGUCCCCUGAGCUCCAACCUCUACACGCCCGCCAUCCCCGCCGUUGCUCAGGACCUGCGCGUUUCUACCGACGCCAUCAACCUCACCAUAACCUCAUACCUUGUUUUGCAGGGCAUCAGUCCCACGCUCUGGAGCGCCAUCGGCGAGAGCACCGGCCGCCGUCCGUUAUACCUCGUCGCCCUCACAGUUUAUCUCGCCUCAUGCCUCGGCCUCGCUCUAUCCGGGACCUACCCGGCUGUCAUCGCUCUCAGGGCGGUUCAGGCCGUCGGCUCAGCCUCCACGACAGCCAUCGGCGCCAGUCUCAUCGGCGACCUGGUCCACGUCAGCCGCCGUGGGAAGUACAUGGCCAACUACAGUGCCCUCGGCGGCGCCAGCACCGCCCUCGGGCCCGUCGUUGGCGGCCUUUUUGCACAGUAUACCGGCUGGCGCGGCAUGUUCGUCUUCCUCUCAGCGUUUACCGGCUUCCUUCUGAUUUUCACGGCGUUGUUUCUCCCCGAGACGAAGCGCAGCAUCGUCGAUGACGGUUCCGUUCGUGCCCCCCGGUACCUACGCGCUCCCUUGAAAUGGCUCGACGCGCCGAAGAAAACACUGACACCCACAGCCCCCGCAGCUGCCAAAUUCCGAAUAGACUUCGGCGCCCCCGUACGUCUCCUCAUCAAGCCCGAAUGCCUGUGCAUUGUUCUCUUCACGGGAGUUAGCUACACGGUCUGGCAGGUCACCAUGGUCGCCACCGCCACGCUCUACGCCGAGCGAUACGGCCUGGACGAGCGGAGCAUCGGGCUGACGUACAUCUCCAACGGCGUCGGCUCUGUUUGCGGUAGCGUGCUUACGGGGAAGCUGCUGGACCGGGGGUACAAGCGCCAGCUCGAGAGGGAGCAACGGGCGGUGGCAGCCCGGCCGGCAGACGAUGGCUCGCCUCGUCCCGCAAACGAAGUACAGCACAUAGAGCUUGCGCGUAUUAAGCCCGUUAUCAUCCCCACCCUUGUCUAUGUCGCCUCCGUCAUUGCCUUGGGCUGGAUCAUCGAGUCCAACGUCCACAUUUCCGCCUCCAUCAUCGUGGCCUUUUUCGUCGGAGGCCUCAGUACUGUAAUCUUGGCCGUCUUCUCAACCCUCAUCGUCGACAUCUUCCGGGCCCAGAGCUUCAGCGCAACCGCCUCGAUGAACUUGUCGCGCUGCCUGUUGUCCGCCGGAGGAACGGCCGCCAUCGGGCCACUGAUCCGUGCCGUCGGCGUCGGUUGGGCCUUUACGCUGUGUGCUGUUGCCGCUCUAUUGUCGUGUUCAUUUGUCGCGUUGGAGCUGUGGCGGGGGCGAGAUUGGCGCGUGAGGCGGAUGGCCGCGGCGGCUCAGAGGGUGUCUCGCAAAACAACUAUAACCUGA